AAACACAAUGCUACAAGUUGUCUGAGAUAGAUGGCUGCCAGGCAAUGACGUUAGAGACUCCACUGUAAGACAUCUAGCCUUCAUUAUACAGAUGAUAACUAUAAAAAAAUACUCAUUAAAUAUUCAGAUGUCAUUUUCUUGGAAACCUUUGACCCGCCUACUACUUUCAAAAGUAUAAAACCCUCUUAGUUUCUUGCUCAUUGCCAGAUCUCAACAUCAUAUCCACUUUACUGAACUUUGAUACUUUGAAAAUUGAAGAAUACUGGAACAAAAUCACCUGAAGUCUGAACAUCUGAAAAGCUUCUUCGCUGUAUUAUAUUCAUACCUGAUCUCCAUUCGUUGUACAUCUGAGGAUUCAGACUAAAUCAGGAUGUUGACCACUGCAGCUCUUAUUCUCAUUGUCACCACUAAAGUUGUCCUAGGACAGGAUGACAGACUGGGUAUUAAAAGACAGAGAUAUCCAUUAAAUAUGGAAGAGGAGUCAGUUGAUGACCAGUAUAAUGGCUGUAGAGGGGACAUGGUAAAAUUGAUUGAGAAAUAUCUACCUGAAGAAAUCCGUGCUAACAUAGCAGGCUUUGGAACAGUUUGGGAAAACAGUAAAAAAAAGAUCUCUGGACCAAAAGACAUUCUGAAAAGAAAUCAUUUAAUUGCCAUUUCUGUGUAUUCUGAUGUUAUUGUAUAUAGACAAUUCAAUGAGGAUGUUAGGACCGGUAAACAGGAAUACGAAGACAAGACAUUCAAAUGGUAUUGGCUUCAUUUUUGGUUGACAAAAGCAAUAGAGACUCUAAAGAAGGGAUGCGAGUCAACUUAUCGUGGUACCAGUGAUAAAUUUGAUGGUGUCAAGAACACAGAGAUUCGUUUUGGCCAAUUUGCGUUCUCCUCUCUUGAUCGUAAAGUAGCAGCUAAUUUUGGAAAUGAAACUUGUUUUGAAAUCAAGACUUGUUACGGUGUUGAUGUGUCAAAAUACUCCCAGUUUCCUAAUCAGAAAGAGGUGUUGAUUCCCCCAUAUGAGAAAUUUGAAAUCACUAAUAUCAGGACAGGUCAGAAGGGUGACUGGUGUAAGACUGUGUUUGAGUUGAAGAGCACUGGUAUAAAAAGUAACUUAAACUGUGCAGUCAAGCCCAAGAAAUAUCACAAUGUCAUUAUCUCUGACUGAUCAGCCUUUACAUAUUUUCAUUUCAAUUUAAGCAUGGCUUUUAUAAAGGUUAAGGAUUGCAGCUUUAAGUAGUUUAUCUGAAUGAUAAUCAUUUAGGUUUUUUUCUCGAUUAUAUGAAGAGUUAAAUGCAUUUGUUGCAUAUUUAGCUGUUCUGUCGCUUACGUACACUGUAAAAAGUCUUUGCUGUCUUAAAUUGUUUAGUUUAAUCAAAUCGGAUAUACAAGUCAUUUUAAUUUACUAUUAUUUACCUUGAAAUGAGUUGUCAUAAAUUACAAAAUAUAUAAGUCAACUUCAUUUGUUGUAGCAACUCAUCUCUUGACAAGAUAAAAUAAAGUAGGUACAGUAGAAUAAAUAAAUAUAUUCAUAUUUUUUUGUAUAUAGUUCUUAUUUAAACAGCUUUACCCCUGAUAACAAACCCUGAUAACCCUGAUGAGUCAUCUUGACCGGUACUACUUAGGUUUAAUGCUUUA
This is a messenger RNA of Misgurnus anguillicaudatus (oriental weatherfish), 1626 nucleotides long. Lineage: Eukaryota; Metazoa; Chordata; Actinopteri; Cypriniformes; Cobitidae. The record is from RefSeq and is a predicted model, not a curated record.